Messenger RNA from Eucalyptus grandis, 957 nucleotides. Its product is annotated as wall-associated receptor kinase 2-like. The transcript has a single exon. Gene Ontology annotation, molecular function: polysaccharide binding. NCBI's taxonomy places the organism in Eukaryota, Viridiplantae, Streptophyta, Magnoliopsida, Myrtales, Myrtaceae. Bases 1 to 957 code for a protein of 318 amino acids. The record is from RefSeq and is a predicted model, not a curated record.
AUGUGUGAACCGAAGUUGCUCCAUAGACUUCCCUUGAGAGUUGUGCUGUUGUUGUGCUCAUUGGUGGCUCUAUCGUCAAUAAUUACAGCGGAUGUAGUCCAAACAACAAAGCCUGGAUGCGUGAACAGAUGUGGCAACCUCACCUUCGCGUACCCAUUUGGGACGAACAACGCCGGCAAUGACUGCUACUUCAAAGAAUCAAACUCUUUCCUCAUCUUUUGCGACAACUCGACUGAUACUCCCACUCCUUAUAUGUCCGAUAGAGACUCUAAUCUCCAAAUACUCAAUAUAUCUUUUGAGAAUCACGAGAUUAGUGUAACAAUGUUUGUAGCCAAAGAUUGUUAUAAUUCGUCUGGCGGAUCCUUGUACAACAAUAAUCCUUCGCUCAUUAUUCCCGAUUUCCCCAUAUCUUCUGCCAAGAACAAAUUUAUCGCCGUGGGAUGCGACACGUACGCAACCUUCAGCGGCCGACAAGGAAGCACGUAUGUGACGGGGUGCUUGUCCUCAUGCGAGAGCUUCUCAGACGUGAUUAAUGGGUCGUGCUCAGGCAUUGGUUGCUGCGAGACUAGCAUACCUCGAGACGCCUACCAAUACAACAUCUCUGUCAGUAGCUUCAAAAAUCAUGCCGGCAUCUGGGAAUUCAAUCCAUGCGGAUACGCUUUCGUUGCCGAAGACGGCUUCUUUAGCUUCUCCACGGACAAUCUGCACGAGCCGCCAUUUGAUAUGGUCCCUAUAGUUGUCGAUUGGUUAAUUCCAGAUCAAACAUGCGAUGAUGCAAAGAAGAAUACAACGACCUACAUGUGCCAAGAUAACUCCAAUUGUACAGAUGCUGAGAAUGGACACGGGUACCAGUGCCGCUGCUUGGAGGGUUUUCAAGGGAACCCCUAUCUACAAAAUGGUUGUCAAGGUACCUUCUCUGAUCUUUUCAUUAGACCAUCCGAACAAGUGUUCAUGUAA